GGAAUCCGAAGCGGCAACCCGAACCGACUUGUUCAGCCUACGUAGUCGAAGAGAACAAACCACAACACAACCCAGUCUCUGAGUUUUCACAAAACUAAAACCCUUCCCGCGCUCAAUAAAACGAUUUUUGUCGAUAGGGUUUAGGGUCUAAAGGAUUUGAGCUUCCACUGGAGCGAACUGGAGUACCCAGAUACUGUUUAAGGGUUUACAAAGAUUGAAAAAAUCACGAUACAGAUUAGAUUUUGCAGCUAUGGAGGUCGAUAUGGAGACUUCUCCAAGCUAUUUCGAUCCCGAAGAUCUCAGCACCAGGGAGCGGUUUCGUCGAUACGGGAAAAGGGGCCCAACUUCUGGCAUAUCACCCCAUCAGGAAAAUUCAAGUGGAGCUAGGCUUUUGUACGAUGGGCAGAGCAUUGAGAGACGACCCAAUGCUGCGCUUUUCCUAGAGGAUAUUAAACAAGAGGCUGAGAGCUACGAUGGUGAUCAGUUCGAUUUAACAUCGACCAAGACACAGUCUGCUUCAAGACGAAGAGUAUCGAUUGACAGUCGUGGCAUAUCUGAGGCAGAUGUUGGUGCUGAUUCUGUCACUCGACCUGGAAGUUUUUCUAUGAAAUCGUGCAAGCUCGAGGAUGAUGCUCUGGCUGAUGGCGGAGAUACAACAUUUAGUUUAUUUGCGUCUCUGCUCGAUUCUGCUCUUCAAGGGUUGAUGCCUAUCUCUGAUCUCAUAUUACAGUUUGAGAGAUCUUGCCGCAAUGUCUCAGAAUCAAUGAGGUAUGCAUCAAACGAGAAACACAGAAUUGUGGAGGACAAGUUAAUGAAGCAGAAGGCUCAGCUCUUACUUGAUGAGGCUGCUUCCUGGUCUCUUUUGUGGUACCUAUAUGGCAAAGGAAAUGAAGAACUUCCAAAAGAUCUAAUGCUGAACCCUACAACAUCGCAUUUGGAGGCUUGCCAAUUUGUAGUUGCAGAUCAUACAGCACAGUUAUGCCUCCGAAUUGUCCAUUGGCUUGAAGGAUUAGCCUCCAAAUCCCUUUAUUUAGAUAACAAGGUGAGAGGUUCUCAUGUUGGCACUUAUCUCCCCAGCUCUGGAAUCUGGCGUCACACUCAACGGUCUCUGAAGAAAGGUGUCUCAAAACCAAAAACUGUUCAUCACUUGGAUUUUGAUGCUCCAACGCGUGAAUGUGCAGAACAAUUGCCUGAUGAUAAAAAACAAGAUGAAUCUCUUCUCGAAGAUGUCUGGACUCUAUUAAGGGCCGGAAGACUGGAAGAGGCGUGUGACCUUUGCCGAUCUGCUGGGCAGCCAUGGAGAGCUGCAACUCUAUGCCCAUUUGGGGGAUUGGACUUAUUUCCAUCAGUUGAGGCCCUGGUAAAAAAUGGAAAGAAUAGAACUCUGCAAGCUAUUGAGCUUGAAAGCGGCAUUGGUCGUCAAUGGCGUCUUUGGAAAUGGGCUACAUAUUGUGCAUCGGAGAGAAUUGCAGAGCAAGAUGGUGGGAAAUAUGAAACAGCAGUAUAUGCAGCUCAGUGUAGUAACUUAAAGCGCAUUCUUCCUAUUUGUAAAGACUGGGAGUCAGCAUGUUGGGCGAUGGCCAAGUCAUGGGUUGAUGUUCAGGUAGAUUUAGAAUUAGCCCGCCUGCAACCAGGUGGAAUGAAUCAAUUUAAAAGUUAUUAUGAAGACUCAUUUGAUGGAAGUCCUGGACAAGGAGAUUCUGAUUCUCCACCUGUAGUUGGGUCAGAAAGUUGGCCACUCCAAGUUGUGAACCAGCAACCUCGACAUCUUUCUUCCCUUCUUCAGAAACUCCAUUCAAGUGACUCAGUAUGUGAAGCUGUUACUCGUGAAUGCAAGGAGCAGCACCGGAAAAUUGAAAUGAAUCUUAUGAUGGGGGAUAUACCAAAUCUUUUAGACCUGAUAUGGUCAUGGAUAUCACCUUCAGAAGACGAGCAACGUCUCUUCAGACCUCAUGGUGAUGCUCAAAUGAUUCGUUUUGGUGCACACCUAGUUCUUGUACUUAGAUCCUUACUUGGGGAUCAAAUGAAGGAUGCUUUCAGAGAGAAGAUCAUGACUGUUGGGGACCUCAUUCUUAAUAUGUAUGCUAUGUUUCUAUUUUCAAAGCAGCAUGAGGAGUUGAUUGGGAUUUAUGCUUCUCAGCUUGCACGUCACCGUUGUAUUGAUUUAUUUGUGCACAUGAUGGAAUUAAGGCUGAGUAGCAGUGUGCAAGUCAAAUAUAAAGUCUUCCGUUCUGCUAUUGAGUACUUGCCAUUUUCUCCGGGAGAUGAUUCAAAAGGCAGUUUUGAAGAAAUUAUCGACAGGGUCCUGUCAAGAUCUCGAGAAAUUAAAACUGGAAAUUACGAUAAAUCAUCUGAUAUUGCUGAGCAGCACCGACUGCAGAGUCGGGAAAAGGCUAUGGUCGUUCAGUGGCUCUGCUUUACGCCUCCUUCCACUAUUAAUGAUGCUCAUGUUGUUAGUUCUAAACUUCUCUUCCGAGCAUUAUUACAUAGCAAUGUACUGUUCAGGGAGUUUGCUCUUAUUUCUAUGUGGAGGGUACCGGCAAUGCCAAUUGGUGCCCACGUAUUGCUUAGGUUACUUGCUGAACCGUUGAAACAGCCAACAGAAGCCCUUCUUUCUGACGAAGAUCAUGACGUGUCGGAGAACAUAAGAGAGUUUGAGGACUGGAAUGAGUAUUACUCUUGUGAUGCAACUUAUCGCAAAUGGCUGAAAGUUGAGUUAGAGAAUGCAGAGGUUUCUCCCCUUGAGCUCUCAGAUGAGGAAAAACAGAGAGCUAUUAUGGCUGCUAAUGAAAGCCUAAAUUCAUCGUUGUCUCUGCUUCUAAGAAAAGAAAAUCCAUGGUUGGUUCCCAAUGAAGAUAGUACUUAUGAAUCAGUAGAACUAUUCCUCGAAUUGCGUGCCACUGCAAUGCUAUGUCUGCCUUCUGGUGAAUGUAUGUGCCCGGAUGCUACCUUGUGUGCAACACUUAUGAGUGCUCUUUACUCUUCAGUAGACGAGCAAGUUGUAUCAACUCGCCAAUUGAUGGUGGCAGUCUCUAUUUCAGCAAGAGAUAAUUACUGUAUUGAGGUUGUGCUUCGCUGCUUGGCAACAGACGGUGAUGGACUUGGACCACAUGACCUAAAUGAUGGUGGUGUUCUUGCUACUGUGAUUGCAGCUGGGUUUAAAGGGGAGCUUGUUCGUUUUCAAGCUGGAGUAACAAUGGAGAUAUCGCGGUUAGAUGCUUGGUAUUCAGAUGCAGAUGGUUCCUUGGAAGGCCCAGCUACAUACAUAUUGCGCGGCCUUUGUCGCAGGUGUUGCAUUCCUGAAGUAAUUCUUAGAUGUAUGCAGGUUUCUGUUUCUCUCAUGGAGUUGGGCAGUCCAUCUGAAGACCAUGAUCAGCUGAUUGAACUCGUUGCUUGCCCUGAAACUGGGUUUCUCCAUUUGUUUAGUCAGCAGCAAUUGCAGGAGUUCUUAUUAUUCGAGAGAGAGUACUCAAUAUACAAGAUGGAGCUUCAAGAGGAACUAGCUUCUUGAUUUCCGAGUGUGUACAUAUAAGGUGCCCAAUGUAGUUGCACAAUGGCGGUUCAAGUUGCUGGGUGGUGGAAGAGAAGAUUUAUCAUCGUCAUGUACAAUAGUUGUUUAUGGACAGUCAUCUACAGCAUCAAACAGUGAUGGACUAACCACCCCUUCUGGUAGACUCUGCCUGCUGAUUCCUAAUUUUUGAUUAAAUUCAGCAUGUUUUUCCAAUUGUGUUAAGAGUUAGAGGUGGGUUGUAUUUGCUUUGACGAGGCCUUUUGUUUUGGUGGGAAUUGUGGGUUAAUUUGGUAUUCUCCUUUAACCCACGAGAGAUGCUCUUAAUUGGAUUUCAGUCUAACUUGUAUGAAGCUAUAGAAUCAUAAUAGCGACACUGCAGUCAUUCAAAUGUAAUAUCUAUGUUGUCGAAUGUCUAUGUUGUCGAAGAAGUUAAUGGUUGUCUAGUGCUGAUGCACUGUGACACAAACUUGAGUAGUGAGAAUCCAUCUCUUCACAAUA
Rhododendron vialii is the source of this 4009-nucleotide messenger RNA. Its product is annotated as nuclear pore complex protein NUP107. Gene Ontology annotation, molecular function: structural constituent of nuclear pore. Lineage: Eukaryota; Viridiplantae; Streptophyta; Magnoliopsida; Ericales; Ericaceae. The coding region runs from base 251 to 3511 and encodes 1086 amino acids. Gene Ontology annotation, biological process: protein import into nucleus; post-transcriptional tethering of RNA polymerase II gene DNA at nuclear periphery; regulation of DNA-templated transcription. The record is from RefSeq and is a predicted model, not a curated record. Gene Ontology annotation, cellular component: nuclear pore; nuclear pore outer ring. The transcript is spliced from 24 exons.